UUCUUAUUCGUCUUUCCCUCUCCCGCUCUCUAUUCCACUUCGGCUUUCUACUUUCUGCAUUCUCAACACUCCUGCGGAGAGUGUUUCAUCAUCGGGUACCCAUUUAUGGUUCAACUCAAUUUAUGCGCAAUAUUUCUACGUUGUCUACUACAAUUAGUUACUUCCUCGAUUUCCCAAUCAAACUACUUACUAUUUAGCUGUCUUCCCUCUCUUAUCUAACCCGGGCCGUUCAGCACCCUCCUUUUGUUUGUUAAAAUGCCGAAACGAGUAUAUCUGGUCCAGUGAUUCGUGUAUCCAUUCGAUCACUAGUCUCAAUUACCCACGAUACUUCAUCGUGAUCGGGUUUUUUUAAGUGGAAGUUUUCCUCAAAAGGAAUCAUGGAUGUUGAUGCACAGCCUACCAUGGAGGAAACUAUUUUGGUUGGUGAUGAUCUUAUGAUGGGUCUACCAUCACCUCUCAUCCCACCAGAAAUAGCGUCUCAUGUCCUUGAAGGUGUUGAUUUGUGUGAUGGGAUAUUGAGAAAUUUAUUUUUAUGCUUGCAAAUCAAUGACAUUGAGCCAUUUUGUCAAGAUGAGAUCGUUUUGUAUAAACAGUGCGUUGAAAAAAGGGACAGGGAAUUGAGGAUUCGACUUCAAGACAGUGAGUGCAAAUUGGGUUCAUCAAUGCCUUUAAAUGAAGCAAAGGAAAGGACUGCUCAGCUUGAAUCAGAGGUCACUUCUUUAGAGAGGCGCUUAAUUCUUGCAAGUGGAGUUGAAGGCAUAGAUGGUUUUCGCCAGAGGUGGAGUUUACAUGGUCGCCUUACAGACACCAAUCAUUUACAUAAGGCAACUUUUUUGCAGGAAAAGAUUGGAGUCCUUAAAGCAGGGAAUGGAGAAUCGGAAAACAGACGAGCCAGUCAGGAAUUCAACUACCAAAAGAUGGUUCCUUUGGUGAAGGUUGAUAAUACUUCAUCUGUAUGAUAUAACUAAUGGAUGCCGCUACAAACUGUCCUUGAUGAAAUGGAUAGGGUUAGGGGUUUUGGUUGUUUGUGUCAAAAUUGCCUUCAAUAUUAGUUGUUUUUUAGCAGCUUAUAUUUCUUAGAUCCAAGUCAAAGUUUUGGUUUUGAUACUACAUAAAUAUAUAUAGAAGGAAUGAAUACCGCUCAUGUUCCUUUGGUACAGGUUAAA
Molecule: messenger RNA, 1166 nt
Organism: Ziziphus jujuba (common jujube)
Lineage: Eukaryota; Viridiplantae; Streptophyta; Magnoliopsida; Rosales; Rhamnaceae
Exons: 7
Coding region: 378-959 (193 amino acids)
Source: RefSeq, a predicted model, not a curated record